This is a messenger RNA of Anthostomella pinea, 339 nucleotides long. The record is from the annotation of a GenBank genome assembly. Lineage: Eukaryota; Fungi; Ascomycota; Sordariomycetes; Xylariales; Xylariaceae.
AUGUGCAAAUUGUUUCUGGAGGUGUGGAAGAGCGUCGGAGCAGAUUUCCAGUGGUCAUCGGAGUGCUACAACGACGACGUCCCAUACUGGGUCGACCUGCCGUGGGAGAAGGGGCUCCCCGAGGCGGAGAAGAAGGGUAUCUCGGUGGCUGAGACGUACGUGCAGUAUCUCAAGAACACGCUCGACUGCCUAUACCGCGAGGGCGGCAAGAUGAUGAGCAUCCCGAUGCACACGCGCAUCAUCGGCAAGCCUGGUCGCUCCGAGGCGCUGCGGCAGUUCAUGCAGUUCAUGGCGGAAAAGGAGGGCGUGUGGAGGGACGGCACUGGCCAGCCGGCAUAA